AUGACACUCGAAUAUUUCAAACGUGAUCCUGAAAAAUGGGGCAUUAUAGGUUUUUUAAACGAGUGCCGUGAAGAACCAUUUGAACGUAAAAUAGAUAAGUACCUUAAACAACUCGAAACCAUCGUUGUAACUGGGAGAAAGAACGAGUCUAAAAAAGCAAAGAAACUUCUAGAUAAAUACAGAAUGGAACCAAAAUCUGAUUCAAAGAAAACGAGAAAAUGGAAUAAGGAGCGUUUGCGCAACAUACAUGUCAACAAAUCAACAAUUAAUAAUAAAUUCAACUACGGAAAUAUAAGUGCUGGACCCAUCAAUUGUAGCACUCAUGUAACUGAUGUAACUGAACAGUUCAAGGAAACCAGGUCAAAAAAAAGAGAAUACAAAGAGAUCGAUCAGUUAGAUUAUACCGAAUCGAAUGUCAUAAAUGCUGCUGAAGAAGA
Cetraspora pellucida is the source of this 437-nucleotide messenger RNA. Lineage: Eukaryota; Fungi; Glomeromycota; Glomeromycetes; Diversisporales; Gigasporaceae. The record is from the annotation of a GenBank genome assembly.